CCAUUCCGCCCCGCCCCUUCCGCCCCGCCCGCGGCCGCCAUGGAGGCGGUGCCGCGCGUCGCUUUCGGGGUCAUCGCCGACAUCCAGUUCGCGGACGCGGACGAUGGGCACGACUUCGGCGGCAGCCGGAGGCGCUACUACCGGCACAGCCUGCGCCUGCUGCGGGACGCGGUGCGGGCCUGGGCCGCCGAGAGCCCGCCGAUCGACUUCGUGCUGCAGCUGGGCGACAGCAUCGACGGGCUGAACGCCCGGCGCGGCGAGGCCGAGGGCGCCCUGCGGCAGGUGCUGGAGGCCCUGGGGCGGCUGCCGGUGCCGGUGCACCACGCGUGGGGCAACCACGAGUUCUACAACUUCAGCCGGGCCCGGCUGGCGCAGAGCGGGCUGUGCAGCCGCCCCGCGGGGGGCGCGGCCGGGCCCCCGGACGGGCUGUGCCAGGCCUAUCACUGCAGCCCGGCCGCGCGGCUCCGCCUCGUCGUGCUCGACGCCUACGACCUGAGCGUCCUGGGCAGGGACCCCGACAGCCCCCGCUACGAGGAGUCCCUGCGGCUGCUGCGGGAGAAAAACACCAACGAGGACCUCAACAGCCCCGCAGGGCUCAAAGAACCUCAGUUUGUAGCAUUUAAUGGAGGAUUUAGCCAAGCCCAGCUGAACUGGUUCGAUGAAGUCCUCAAGUUCUCUGAUGAAAACCAAGAAAAAGUUGUAGUUAUGGGUCACCUGCCCAUUCACCCGGAUGCUUCAGACAGGGUGUGCCUGGCCUGGAAUUACGAAGCUGCCCUGUCUGUCAUCCACUCCCACCGGUGCGUGGUCUGUGUCCUCGCGGGGCACCUGCACGAUGGGGGAUAUUGCCUGGACUCCCAUGGAGUUCAUCACCUGACCUUGGAGGGGGUGAUCGAAACGCCCCCGGAAAGCAAUGCUUUUGGGACUAUUUAUGUCUACGAAGAUAAAAUGAUACUAAAGGGAAGGGGCAGAAUUGCAGACAGAGUUAUGCAAUUCUGAAAUGCCAAGUAAAUACAGAUUGCUCUUCAGGAAGGACUCGGGAUAAAAACGUAGGGGAUUCAGCUUACUGUUUGCUUGUAGAAAGGUGCAUGGCUGAUCCCUAUUGCUUUAGCUCAGGAUACAGGAUUUUAGAAAUUACCUUUCUGUAAGGAAACAGACCUGAUUUCUUUGUGGAAAAUAGAGAAGGCCAGUAAUUGAAAUGUUGAAUGCAGAAUGUUGACUUGAAACACCUAAUCCAGACUGGAUUUGUUACUGUGAAAAGAUGCAAACCAUAUUAUGAAUAUUUUCAAAAAACCACCCACCGUUAUUCUCUCGGUGAGCAUUAAAGCAUGCAGAGUUGUACCUGCCCAGCCGCA
Messenger RNA from Corapipo altera (White-ruffed manakin), 1352 nucleotides. It is a transcript of the gene ADPRM, whose product is annotated as ADP-ribose/CDP-alcohol diphosphatase, manganese dependent. The coding region runs from base 40 to 996 and encodes 318 amino acids. Lineage: Eukaryota; Metazoa; Chordata; Aves; Passeriformes; Pipridae. The transcript is spliced from 3 exons. The record is from RefSeq and is a predicted model, not a curated record. Gene Ontology annotation, molecular function: manganese ion binding; 2',3'-cyclic-nucleotide 2'-phosphodiesterase activity; CDP-glycerol diphosphatase activity.